CUAAGUUCUCAAGUCAGCCGACGAGAGAUCCACGGGAAGCAAUUCCUCUGCGAUGCUUUGCUUUGCUUUAGUGGAAGGGAAGACACAAGAGAGAUACCAAACCAAACCAAACGACCAAGCUGCUAGAGCUGAUGAUCCACAGCUGCUAAUCAAGUUUUUUCUGCUGCUUCGACCAGAGAGGCUGCCUAAUUGCUGUGUUUAGCUAAAUUAUUAUCUGGAGUUUUGCUUCUCUUCUCUGCUUAAUUGUACACCGGCGGCGAUCGAUCGAGCGGACUUGAUUGGCCGGGUAUAUAUAUGAUGGGUUAAUCUGCUGCCGAUUCGAUCUUCUUGCCUGAUCAUCAUGAUAUCCGAGGCAGCGAUCGAUCGAGCGGACUUGAUUGGCCGGAUAUAUAUAUGAUGGGUUAGAUUGAUUAAUCUGCUGCCGAUUCGAUCUUCUUGCCUGAUCAUCAUGAUAUCCAAGAAUGUUUAUUGGUCGACUUUGGAUGGGGCCGUGCAAGGGAUACUUAAAUAUUUUGUUAAGAAGCAGAGGGAUACAAGAGUCAUAUACUUCGAUGGCUGGCGCGGUUUUGGGGCAUCCGCGGUUCUUAGAGCUGUAGCAGAUGAGCUUAAAUCUCGAGGGGCUUGUCCAGAACUAAGGCUUGAUAAAGUAAUCCAUAUUGAUUGCUCCGCAUGGAAAAGCAGAAGGGCAAUGCAGAGGGCAAUUGCGGUGGAGCUAAACCUUGAUGCUUCCGUAAUUGCAAUUAUUGAUAAGGCAGAUGAGGAGGAUGAUUUUGAUGGGGUCGAUCAAGGUUCUAGAGGUGAGAUAAUGAGGGUUGCAGAAGAGAUUGAUCGGGCUUUUAAAGAUCAUAGAUUUAUGGUUGUUUUCCAUAACGGAAGUGGUGACUACAUUGAUCUCAACAGUUUUGGUUUUCCGCCAUUCACAAUAUUUCGUGGAUACUUCAUGUUGUGGACCUUCCGCAGGAGGUUUCAAGGAAGUGAAGACUACUCUGAGAUGGAAAACAAAGUGCAGAACACCCAUUUUUUUGCAUACGAAACAGGAUAUGAUAUAAUAAGAAACGGAAUUCUCUUCCCAGUAUUGCAGAAAGAGGUCGCUGCCAUAGCUGCUAAGUAUCCGUGCAUGCGGGAGAUCAACCCGGAGAAGAUCGUGGAUUGCUGUGUAUAUGGAUUAUUUCUAUAUCUUUGUUUGCCUGAACAUUUGGAGAAUGAAUGGGCAGCCCGAGCAUCAGCCUACUGGAUGUGUGAUGGCAUCAUGCAAGGUGAUCAGGCAUGGGAGAUAAGCAGUGCACUUUCUAAAGAAAUAAAGUGGGAUUUGCACCCAACUUUACUAGAUGAGGUGCGUGGAAUACUCAUAGAAUCAUCUUCAGAAAAUUCUACUUGUUGUAAGAGAUUGAAUGGCACAUACUUUGAUGAAAAUGGAAUAUCAUACCCACCAAUGGCAAUCACUACCUCAAACUCAAAGGUUCCAUUAACACCACAUGACAUCCAAACUGUAAGUGCAGAUAUGUCGUCUUAUUUCUUGGCACCUGAUGAGAUAUCCAAUGAUGCCCUACUAGUGUUAGCUGAUGGCUUGUUUGACCAAUCGACUAACCUCCGUGUGCUACAGCUGUCACAUUGUUCCUUUAGCUUUGCAUCACCACCAUUCAUUGCCUGCCAGAACCUAAGAUUUCUUGGGCUACACCAUUGUAAAGACAAUGAAACAACAAAACAAAUUGACCCAAGGAAGUGGCAGUUUCUACAUGGCUUAUGGGUUUUGGAUCUCAUUUACACAGGCUGGUAUCAAGUUUUCUCCAAAGAGAUUGCACAUCUUAUUAUUAACCUUAGGGAGCUAAAUAUAGUUGGACCUGAGUGCUGGAAAUACAUACCUGCACUACAUGAACAGCUACCGGAUGUUCAGAUGCUCCGAAUAGUUAAAUCUAUGGAUCAACCAAAUGCAUCAACAUACAUAGACAACUACCUAAUGGACAAGACGAAGCUGGAAUUACUUGACAUGUCUGGGACCAGAAACAUGGCACGUCUGCCAACCAAUUUGUCAAAGGCGAGAAGCCUUCAGGUUCUUAUUCUUGAUGGUUGCGAUGGACUAGGAAACAUUGUGUUUGAUGGCUAUGGACCAGCAACCAAUUGGACAUCAACAGUUGAGUUACCCACAAGAGAUUUACGUCCAUCUUCUGUAAAUAUUAAGAAGCAUAUAAAAACCUCCACCAUCUCCCUAAAAGGCUGCAAAGGAUUGGGAAGUUUAUUCAUACGUGAACUACCCAACCUUGUGGAGCUGGACCUUUCCGGAACCGCAAUUAAGAUACUUGACUUUACAACUAUGGUGCUGGAAGUCUCAAGUCUUAAGCGACUAUUUCUAAUAGGCUGCGAGAAACUCCGUUCGAUAAAAUGGGAAAAUAGUGGUUCUAAGGUAGAGCCAGACCUAGAGUUGCUAUGCAUAGACACAAGACCUGGAAUUGAACGUCCUCGGCCAUCUUUUGACAAAAGCAAUAAUAACUUCAAGUUACAAAUCCAUGCUGUCAUAGAGGACGCGAGACUUGCUCGGUCCUUGUGUGAUCCAAUAUACUCCUGCCAUAAAGGGAGGUACAGUGAUGUUUCCUUCAGUAUCCAUACUUCAACAUUGUAUGAUGGAUUUGUUCAAGACGAAGGGGCAUGUAAGGAUAAGAUUGGACAAAUAAAUGAUCAAGUGAAUCUGCAACAACAACAACCUUUUUCAGUCGGCCAGUAUCAUGAUGCACUUAGCAAGGUUGGGGAUGCCCCCAUGCAAUCUUUCCCACAUCCUCCAACCACAAGCUUGAGCCGCCAUAUCGAGAUUGCUCAAGGGAGCCACAACUUGGAGAGUGAACUGGAUCGGAACUGGCUGCUGCCAUAUCGUAAUUUAGCAUACUUGAUGGGUUGGGUGUCCGAGUCACUGCAUGUGCAUGACGUCCUGACCACCGCAAGUAUGCCUGGAGGGGGUUGGUACUGGGACUACCUCAGGUGGUGCCGUAUGGAGAGGUGCCCCAAGAUGGAAACAAUAUUCCCUACAAACGCAGAAGGUUUCAGCCGCCUAGAGACCAUAUGGAUGGCUGAUCUCCCAAUGGCCCGUUGCAUCUGGAGUAUAGGUGUUCGUCGUUUCUCGUACGGGUCCUUCGAGAAUCUACGGCACAUGCACCUGCGCGACUGCCCCAGGCUCAAGUUCGUGCUCCCGGUGUGGGUCUACUCCUUCCCGAGGCUAGAGACCCUCCACGUCAUCCACUGCACCCACCUCUGCAACAUCUUCGUGCUCGAUGGAGGCGAAACAACCGUCGACGGCGUAGCAUUCCCAAGGCUAAGCACCAUCCACCUGCAAGACCUCCCGAUGCUUCAGCAGAUUUGCGAUGUCGGGUUCAAGAUGGUGGCGCCCGCGCUGGAGACCAUCAAGAUCAGGGGGUGCUGGAGCCUGCGCCGGCUGCCGGCCGUCGGUGCUGGUGGCCUGAAGCCGGCCAUAGAGAUCGAGGAGGACGUGUGGAGCGCACUGGAGUGGGACGGGGUGGAGGCCGGCCACCACCCUUCCCUCUUCCAGGCGCCGCUGCACUCGCGCUACUACAAGAAGAAGCUGCCUAGGGGCUCCGCCAUCAGGUGAUCAAUCCUUGCUUGGGAGGAUGCUCUGCGAGCUGGCGACGAAUGGUGGUGAAAUUGUGAUGCUGCUGCUCCUCCUAUUUGUGUCCGCUCCUGUUGCAGCCAGCCAGCUUGUGGUGUGUGGGCUGUGACAGUGGCUUGGUAUGUGGCCGAGUUGGCCAGAGACCAUGUCUCCGUCCUGUGUUUGUGCGCGGAUGCACAGACCAGCUGACGGCCGAUGGAUGAUUGAGUUUGUGAGUUUGAGUGUGUGUCUUGAUGACUGAGUUUUAGUCUGGGUGUGGAUACUCGGAUGCUCGUGUGUGUGGCUUGAUGAUGAUUUGAUGUAUGUUUGAAACAAUAAUAAAGAAGAAGCAGUCAUGUGUUCCUGCGAGCAUCUACAUGGCUGCGACAGUGUGUGAGAUUGCUUGCUUGCUGUGUGUAUGUCAAGAUUCUGAACAAAUUAUGGAUGGAGCAGAUGGUUGUGUUUGCUAGCUUAGCUUGCAUGCGUCCACCUUGCUUCCGGGGUCUGUAUGUGUGCCGGUAUGCGUUUUGAGACAAGCAGCAGCUGUAUGUAAUAUACAUGUGUGCCUCACCGGUUGUUGCAUUUAACCAGCUCAAUCUGUGAAUCGUUAUCGUUGAGCUACAUGCAUCCCAGGUUUAUGUGAGUGUUAUGU
Messenger RNA from Oryza brachyantha (malo sina), 4244 nucleotides. RefSeq lists its product as uncharacterized. The transcript has 5 exons. Bases 449 to 3595 code for a protein of 1048 amino acids. NCBI's taxonomy places the organism in Eukaryota, Viridiplantae, Streptophyta, Magnoliopsida, Poales, Poaceae. The record is from RefSeq and is a predicted model, not a curated record.